AUGACAUCAUCUUCUCUGUCUGUCAAUAUUUCAUCCCUUGGUUACAUGGAUGAUGCAAACUGGAUUGCCAGUUUCAAAGAAGAUCUUGAAUAUAUUCUUGAUAUAGCUGAUGAAUAUUAUUCUCUCACAAGAGCUGCAAUCAACAAAAACAAAUCCAGACUACUUAGUAAUGCUCUUAUUUCUCCUGACACUAUUCAAUUAAAAUUUGGAUCAUCCUUUAUCCAUAUUACUCCAGAUCUAGGUUCAGUUCAUUUCCUCAGUGUUUUAAUUAAUAUAUUUAAUUCCUCUUCCUUCGUCAAGAAACAAACCAAAGAUACUAUCUCCUCGUUUAUUUCCAUCCUCAAAUCAAAACCAUUCACAGAUAAACAGUUAAUAUACAUUUUUAAUUCCAUUCUCAUGCCGACUUUGGAAUACCAUUUACAAACAACACUGCUAUCCUAUAAUGAAUGCAAUACUUUCUCUGCUCCCAUUCGAAGGCUAUUAAAAACUAAUUCAAAAUUUGCCAGCUCAGCUCCAGAUU
Messenger RNA from Funneliformis geosporum, 520 nucleotides. The record is from the annotation of a GenBank genome assembly. NCBI's taxonomy places the organism in Eukaryota, Fungi, Glomeromycota, Glomeromycetes, Glomerales, Glomeraceae.